AGCCGCAGGCGGAGGGAAGAGAAAGGGUCUGUUGUUUUUCUCGCCUUGUUUCUCUCUCCCUUUCUGCUGCUGACCAGGUCAGAGAGCCCAGAUGGAAAUCCAUUGCUGAGCAGGCCCUUCCUCCUCCAGGGAGCCUGUCUUUGGCUAAUUUUUCUUUGUCCCGACGGAGGGGAAAAAGAGAGAGAGAGAAGGAAGAAAAAAAAAAAGAAAAACCACAAACUUCCUUUGAAAACCAGUUUGUAGGCAGGGCCUGGAGCGCCCGCCGGAGACUUGGUCUCUCGGGGAUCCUGAAGACCCGAGGACCUGGGGGAGCGCGGGGGCUGCGCCCUGCCUGCGCUCACCCUCCUGCGCUGCCCCGGGUUCUGGGCGGGAGUCCGGAAGUGACCAGACCCAGGCUGGACGCUGUGCUAGUAGCCUCGUGUCAACUUGUGUAAGCUGCGGGGUUGACAGCUGAGAGGCAGCUGGCACUGGCGGCGCCCCUCCACGUCCCCUGUAACCGCCGUCGAACUGCCAGCAUUGAGCCCUCUUUCCCAGUCCUGGAACCGCAUCCACCUCUUUAAGGCUUGGGCUCUGCUUCAAGGUUCACCCCAAGUGCCAUGGGAGAGGAGAAGUGGAAAGAGAGAGAAAAAAAUGUGUAAGACCUGCAGGCCUUUUCCCAGCCCCCAGUUCUUGAAGAUUUACAAGAAAAAAGCAAGUAAGGAGGGAUCACCACAAAAACAAGAUUUCAGACCAAGUGUGACAGCACACACUUAAAAUCCUCACACUUGUAAAACUGAGGGAAGCUGCCUUUACCCUGUGUCUUCAAUCCCACCAGAGUCAUUCCUCAAGCCUGGAAACCCAAAUCCUGUUGGUCCCAUCUGGUCACAGCAAGUUAGAAGUGGAAUGAGCCCAGCGUGAGCAGUUCUGUUUACACAAGGUGACUCUUCCCACUAUGGAACAACCUCAGCCUGAGCUUCCAGCCCCUGAUAAGGUCAAUAAUGCAGAAACUGUCACAUCUGAAAACUAUGAGGUCCUGUCUGGACCAAAAGAAAACCCUCAGGACAAGAAUGGUGAUGGUGGAGAUGCUGGUAUGGCUGCUGGAGAACAGGAGCCAGGAGACCAAGCUUUGCUGGCAGCCCAGGAUGGGGAAAAUCUUGAGUGCCCGCCUCCUGAAGCUAGCUCCAGUCUACCUGGGCCAGCCUGUGGGACAUCGCCUGAGGUAGAGACAAUAGGGGCAUGCUCGAAGCCUCAGGAGCUUCCCCAGUCCCCUAGGACCCGACAGCUUGAGCUAGAUUUCUACUGUGUAAAGUGGAUCCCCUGGAAGGGAGAACGGACCCCCAUCAUCACUCAGAGCACCAAUGGCCCCUGCCCUCUCCUUGCCAUCAUGAACAUCUUGUUUCUUCAGUGGAAGGUGAAGUUGUCCCCUCAGAAGGAAGUUAUUACAUCAGAUGAGCUCAUGACACAUCUUGGAAACUGUCUCCUGUCCAUCAAGCCACAGGAGAAGUCUGAAGGCCUUCAACUUAAUUUUCAGCAGAAUGUAGAUGACGCAAUGACAGUGUUACCUAAGCUGGCCACAGGUCUGGAUGUCAAUGUGCGAUUCACCAGUGUCUCUGACUUUGAGUACACACCCGAAUGCAGCGUCUUUGACCUGCUGGGCAUACCUCUGUACCAUGGCUGGCUUGUUGACCCACAGAGUCCUGAGGCUGUGAGUGCAGUUGGGAAACUGAGUUACAACCAGCUGGUAGAGAAGAUCAUCACUUGCAAACACUCCAGUGACCCCAACCUCGUAACAGAAGGCCUGAUUGCUGAACAGUUCCUGGAGACCACUGCAGCACAGCUGACAUACCACGGCCUGUGUGAGCUCACAGCAGCUGCCAAAGAGGAUGAACUUAGUGUCUUUUUCCGAAACAACCACUUUAGCACUAUGACUAAGCACAAGAGUCACUUGUACCUACUGGUCACUGACCAGGGUUUUCUGCAGGAGGAGCAGGUGGUAUGGGAGAGCCUGCAUAAUGUGGAUGGAGACAGCUGCUUUUGUGACUCUGACUUCCACCUAAGUCAUUCCCUGGGCAAGAGCCCUGUAGCAGAAGGUGCAGGUAGCUCCCCAGAGAAACAGCUACAAGUGGACCAGGACUACCUUAUUGCCCUGUCCCUGCAGCAACAGCAGCAGCCCCAAGGCAUGCUGGGCCUUAGUGACCUGGAACUGGCCCAGCAACUUCAACAGGAGGAGUAUCAACAACAGCAGGCAGUUCAACCUGUGCAAACCAGGGCCCCUUCGCCCCAGGGGAGAGGAGCCACAUCUGGACGCCCAGCUGGAGAGCGACGGCAGAGGUCGAAGCCAGAGCCGGACUGUGUUCUGCUCUAACUCUGCCCCCAUCAGGUGGACCUGGCCCUUCUUUGAGAGACUGUGACUAGUUUGCUUGCAGGACUCCACCUCAACCCCUGAGUCAUACAGGGUCAUUUUUAUGGACUGUUGAGGGGUCAGAGCAGACCUUGCUGUUCAGUGAGGCUGCCUUCUCUUCCAUCAGGGCCACGUAGGGAUGGGUGGGGUGAAGAUUUCCAGUUCCCAACUCCUCCCUUUCCUGGAACAGUCACCUGAACUGGGGGACCCAGGCUCCUGGGUGAGGCCUCUAUCUGGAAUGUAUUGCUCCUACUUCCCUUCCCUGAUUGCCUGGGUGCUUCGGCCUACCCAACCAGCCUGUCUUCACUUGCUUCAGGGUUUGAUUUGAUUUGGGUUUCUAUCUUUAUUAUUUUUAAUGCCUUCCUAGGGGUUUGGAAAUAAAAUUUCUUCCCUGA
This is a messenger RNA of Nannospalax galili (Upper Galilee mountains blind mole rat), 2775 nucleotides long. It is a transcript of the gene Mindy1, whose product is annotated as MINDY lysine 48 deubiquitinase 1. Gene Ontology annotation, cellular component: cell periphery; cytosol. The coding region runs from base 932 to 2344 and encodes 470 amino acids. Lineage: Eukaryota; Metazoa; Chordata; Mammalia; Rodentia; Spalacidae. Gene Ontology annotation, biological process: protein K48-linked deubiquitination. The record is from RefSeq and is a predicted model, not a curated record. The transcript is spliced from 13 exons. Gene Ontology annotation, molecular function: K48-linked deubiquitinase activity; cysteine-type deubiquitinase activity; cysteine-type carboxypeptidase activity.